AUGAUGAUUGUGGCUAAUUACUUAACUGCAGGAGCAUUAGCAAUAGCUCAUACCAAUUUCAGCACAGAUCAAUCUGCGCUUCUUGCUCUCAAGGCUCACCCUCAAAACAUCUUGACCGCCAACUGGUCCUCUGCCUCCAAUUCCAACAUUUGCAACUGGGUUGGCGUUACCUGCUGUGCUCGCCACCACAGAGUCACGGCCUUAAAUAUCCCGUACAUGGGUCUUGCCGGACUUAUUCCUCCGCAUCUUGGCAACCUCUCAUUUCUCGUUGAGUUGGGCCUUCAGAAUAAUAGUUUUCAUGGUCCCCUACCCCAAGAACUGCCUCGUUUGUGCCGGUUGAAGGCGAUUAACUUUGGAAACAACAGCUUUAUGGGAACCAUUCCUUUGUGGUUUGGGUCCUUUGCUAAACUUCAAACCAUCAAAUUGUACGAUAAUGACUUCUCUGGUUUCAUACCCGCUGCUAUCUUCAACUUAUCUGCACUCGAAAACAUUUACCUGAUGAGGAACCAACUAUCGGGUAGCAUACCCAGAGAAAUAGGCAACUUAACAAUGGUGAAGGGCAUAUACCUUGACGACAACAAGUUCGAAGAACUUCCGAACGAGAUAGGCAGUUUAGGUCAGCUGGAGGAGUUGUUUGUGCAGGACAAUGCCCUAAAAGGCUCUGCUUUUGUGCCUGUCCUUAACAUAUCUUCUUUGACUACUUUGGCUUUAUCCGAAAACAACAUGAGUGGUAUUCUUCCGGACAAUAUGUGUGAGCAUCUUUCGAGUAUUCAACGAUUUUCUUUGAAUCAAAACCAGCUUGACGGUCUGAUUCCCUCCAAACUGUGGCAAUGCAAAGAGCUUCGUGUAAUUGCAUUAGAGUCUAACAAUUUCCGUGGGAGCAUACCCAAAAGUCUUGGCAAUUUGACCUACUUAACCGAGAUUUUUCUUCGUUUCAAUAAUUUAACAGGUACAAUACCGGAUGAGAUUGGUGAUCUUCCGCAAUUAGAGGUUUUGAGACUGGGUGCUAAUAAUCUCAAUGGUGUCAUCCCAUCCAAGCUCUUCAAUAACUCCAUGAUUAGAGUAAUAUCGCUUACUUUAAAUCAGCUCUCAGGUGGCCUCCCAGCAAACAUAGGUUUUAACGUUCCAAACCUAGAAUUCUUUUCUGUAUCCUCCAAUAACCUCGUGGCCGGGACACUCCCUAACUUCUCCAAUGCUUCCAAGCUCAGGGCCCUAGACAUGGACACAAACUCUUUUACCGGGUUUCUUCCCAUCACGCUCUGUUCCUUGAAAAACCUUGAGCGUCUUGUCUUGUUCUGGAAUCAUUUGACGAUUGAUGCUUCUACUCUCUCUUGCUUGUUUAAUCUUAGAAAUUUGACACUACUAGACUUGGGAGGUAAUCCAUUAAACACCACGAUUCCAGCUUUUCGUGGGAAUCUCUCUACGCCACUCACAUAUUUUGAUUUAAGCAUUUCCAACAUCAGGGGUAACAUUCCCGUUGAUAUUGCCAACUUGAGCAGCUUGAUAGAACUACAUCUGGAAAUCAAUCAGUUGAGCGGAGCAAUUCCAACUUCAAUACAAAGGCUACAAAAUCUCCUAGGUUUGUAUUUGCACAAUAACGAACUGGGAGGACAUAUCCCGUAUGAACUCUGUCAACUAAACAACCUAGCCGAGUUAGGUUUGGGUCAUAAUCGGCUCUCUGGUUCUAUUCCUUCCUGCUUGGGUGCGUUGGCAGUAGCUCUAAGAAAUCUAUCGUUAGAGUCCAAUUUGUUAACUUCAAAAAUACCAUCUUCCUUGUGGGAACUCAAGUAUGUACUGCACCUAAACUUGUCAUCCAAUUCUCUAGUUGGACCACUCUCAGAAGACAUCGGAAAGUUGAAAGAAGUGGUGGAUAUAGAUUUAUCAAAUAACCACUUCUCCGGAAACAUUCCCGGUAGCAUUGGUGGUCUUCAAAAUAUGAUUAAUUUGUCCUUGGCAAACAAUUAUUUACAAGGCCCUAUUCCUAGUUCAUUUAAAACCUUGCUAAGGCUAGAAUUCUUGGAUUUGUCCCAAAAUAAUCUAUCUGGAGAGAUCCCAAAGUCAUUGGAAGCACUCUUGUAUCUCAAGCAUCUGAAUUUGUCUUUCAACAAACUCCAGGAGAAAUUCCAACCGGCGGGCCUUUCUGAAACUUCUUUGCUGAUUCAUUUGUAUCCAACGGUGCGCUCUGUGGUGCUUCCCGACUCCAUGUUCCACUGUGCAAAAAUAGAACAAAAGCACGGGGGGGGGUUUGGCUCAGUAUACAGAGGAACACUUUCAGACGGGAUAGAUAUCGCCAUCAAGGUUUUCAAUUUACAGCUAGAAGGGGCAUUCAAGAGUUUUGAUAAGGAAUGUGAAAUGCUAAGCAAUAUCCGUCACCGAAAUCUUAUUAAAAUCAUAAGUUGCUGCGAUGAACUUGAUUUCAAAGCCCUGAUACUUCAAUUGAUGCCUAAUGGAAGCCUCGAAAACUGGUUGUAUUCUCCAAACCGCUCCAUGAAUAUCCUGCAGAGGCUGGAUGUAAUGAAAGAUGUUGCAUUGGCACUGGAAUAUCUUCAUCAUGGUUACUCGGUACCUAUCGUUCAUUGUGAUGUGAAACCAAGCAAUAUACUAUUAGAUGAUGAUAUGGUUGCACAUGUUGCUGAUUUUGGCAUUGCAAGACUCAUCGGUGGUGGAGAUUCGAUGACAGAAACCAUGACCCUAGCCACAGUUGGAUAUAUGGCUCCAGAGUUUGGGAUGGAAGGAAGCGUUUCAACAAGAGGGGAUGUGUAUAGUUUUGGUAUUGUACUCAUGGAGACAUUCACAAAAAGGAAGCCAACGGAUGAGAUGUUUGUUGGGGAAAUGAAUUUAAAGCAAUGGAUUGCAGAUUCAUUAUUUCCAGAUGCUGCAAUAGGUGAAGUUGUGGAUGCCGAUAUACUUGGGGCGGAGGAAGAUGGUGAUUUCGUGAGCAGGAGGGAUUGCUUAGCAUCCGUUAUGAGAUUAGCUUUAGCUUGCUCUGCAGCAUUGCCAGGAGAGAGGAUUAAUAUGAAAGAUGCCGCAAUCACACUCACCAAAAUCAAGACUAAGUACUUGAAGGACUGUGGAGGAGUGAACUCUUAGUUCUUUUUGUUGUCUAUAUUUUCGGAUCCAUUUUCUUAUUGUUGUUUUCAAUCUGCAAAGACUACUUUAUUUGCUCAUAGUGACGGAUAUGACAAUACGACGAUAUUCCUAAAAUUGAAAUGCCGAACCUGGAUUUGCCAA
Messenger RNA from Malus domestica (apple), 3231 nucleotides. The record is from RefSeq and is a predicted model, not a curated record. NCBI's taxonomy places the organism in Eukaryota, Viridiplantae, Streptophyta, Magnoliopsida, Rosales, Rosaceae.